Postia placenta MAD-698-R-SB12 is the source of this 930-nucleotide messenger RNA. RefSeq lists its product as hypothetical. The record is from RefSeq and is a predicted model, not a curated record. The transcript has 6 exons. NCBI's taxonomy places the organism in Eukaryota, Fungi, Basidiomycota, Agaricomycetes, Polyporales, Adustoporiaceae. Bases 1 to 930 code for a protein of 309 amino acids.
AUGGCGCACUCCCGAACGCACUCCGUCGACACGGAGAUGCACGAACUCAACCAGGAGGCUGACUAUCUCGAGGAGAAGACUCAUAUCGUCCCAGGCUCCAACGGUAGCGAUGCAAAGCUGCAGAGACAUGAUAGCGACCCUGAUGCAAAGGCCAUGGUCGUCGCGUCACUGAGGUCACAAAUCCAGGAUCUCUUCUCGCAGGUCUCCCAGCUCAAUAGCAAGCUGGUGAGCUCGUAUGACAGGGUGUCUGACCUCGAGGAUGAGCUGCAUAUUACCUCAGCGAAUCUACGUUCGACGACACUCAAGGUCUCAAAACUCGAGCUCGAGCUCGAGCGUUCGCGGCACCUCUCCGCUCUUAGCACAGGGCUGCUCGUCGAGAAGAAUCAUCUCACCAACCUGCAUACAUUCGGUCUUGUCAUAGGCCAAUCUCAGGGAGCGUUCGUUGCUGUAUCAUUUCAAACGCCUGAUCAGCUCUUACAAAGAGAUCGAGCCAAUUUUUACUUUUCAUUCCUUCGAGCUUAUCCUGUCGCUGCCCAGUCUCGAAGGCCGUUUACCAGCCUCGACUUCGGAAUCUGUCUAGAGAACAGUACUUGGGGCGAGACCGUGGUCGAUAUUCCGGGUCUGAAUCUCAGAUGGAUAUUAGGACCUCAUGGGGGAGUCAGCCAGUUACGCAACCAGUCAUGCCAGCCACGCUCCACGCACAAUGGCAAACAGCGUGUCCCGCCAAAGUCAGGUGAGAAGGACAGCACCCGGUCUUUGACGACCAGCGGGAAGCUCAAGGGGCCUCAGGAUGCGCGCAAUGAAAAGCAGUACAUCCUACGGGAGAGGAGAGGAAAGCCGGAAUGCAUCCCGACAUCUAAGCGCGAGGCUGACAUGAAGCUGCACUGGCAGUGGAAGUGUGAUGCGAGAAGUCUCACUGCGGGCUGCUAG